CUCUUCCUGCAUUCCUCCCUUGUUCUUUUGGUAUUCAAGAAUGCCAAUGGCAAAGCAGCUCCGUGCUUUUUCUGCUUUCAUUCUGAUCAUAUUUCUCUUUGGUUCCACGACAACUACAGAGGCAAGGAAAGCAGCAUUUGAUCCGGUUGGAUCAAAUGACUUAAUUCCUGAUGUAUCUGAACCCUCAAUGCUCCAAGCAGAUGAAAUAACUGAUGGUAAGCGUCCGAGAGCUCCGGAUGAGCUCCAAGCAGACAUAACUGUUCCUAAGCGUCCAAGAGCUCCAGAUGAGCUCAAACUCGAUGAUCAAAUAAUUGGUGUUAAGCGUCCAAGACCUCCAGAUGUGCUGGAACUAGAUCAAAUUAUUGGUGUUAAGCGUCCAAGACCUCCAGAUGUGCUGGAACUAGAUCAAAUAAUUGGUGUUAAGCGUCCAAGACCUCCAGAUGUGCUCGAAUCAGAUCAAAUAAUUGGUGUUAAGCGUCCAAGACCUCCAGAUGUGCUCGAACCAGAUCAAGUAAUUGGUGUUAAGCGUCCAAGACCUCCAAAGCUCCAAGCAGAUCCUCCACCCGUAAGCCUUUUUGCCACAAUCAGUGACCCGGCUGAAGACACCACUCAGGCUGCUAAAAAUCUGGUUGUACAUUCUGGAUUUUCUACUGAAUAUAAGGUCCCGACAACACCUUCCAGUGAGGUCAGACAAUUUGGAUUCCCUUAGUUCCUUGGUCGUCCCUCGGAAAAAUCCACCUACUUGAAAAUGUUUGAACUGUCGUCAAGUAUAAAUAAAAUGGUCUAGUUUCACAGUGUGCUAUGAUAUCAUGUUGUUGCUUUGAUGUUAUUAGUGACAUCUUCCUUAUAUAUUAUUAUGAAAAUUAAAAUUUAGCACCAAUGUUCUACAUUUCCCUGAGCUUGAAUGUGUGUAUAUAUAUUUUUUAAAUAAUUCCGCCUUUUUAUGGGACAAAAAUGUAUUAUAAACAUAUAAAGAGAAAAAUUAAAUCAACUCAAAAAAAAAAAAGAGGAAAAAAAAAGCUAACUACUUGUGGUUGAGGUUGAGCAUUUCACAUGAUACAAGGAUUACAGGCAUUAAUUUGUUAAGCAAUGGCAUCGAUUGUAUGCUUUAGAUGAUACCAAUUUAGAUUAGAAAAGCCUUUACAUACAGGAAAUGAGUUACUGCAUACACAGAGAAUUGGUUCAAACAAUCCUCUUUUCUCAUUCCAAGUAAUGUAGGAU
Messenger RNA from Rubroshorea leprosula, 1221 nucleotides. Lineage: Eukaryota; Viridiplantae; Streptophyta; Magnoliopsida; Malvales; Dipterocarpaceae. The record is from the annotation of a GenBank genome assembly.